Messenger RNA from Fusarium coffeatum, 900 nucleotides. RefSeq lists its product as uncharacterized. NCBI's taxonomy places the organism in Eukaryota, Fungi, Ascomycota, Sordariomycetes, Hypocreales, Nectriaceae. Gene Ontology annotation, cellular component: endoplasmic reticulum membrane. Gene Ontology annotation, biological process: regulation of store-operated calcium entry. The transcript has a single exon. The record is from RefSeq and is a predicted model, not a curated record. Bases 1 to 900 code for a protein of 299 amino acids.
AUGAUACCCGGUUCAUUCGCAUGUCUUCUUGCGCUACCCGCUCUCACGCUGGCCGCUCGCCCAAAGGAUGCCAUCAAGCUAUCUGAUGUGCAAUCUCUCACUCUCCGUGGCAAUGGUGCCAUGACAAACCAUCGUCGCGUUGGCGCCAUUCCCCAGUUACAAUGCGUCUCCAAGAAGGCUUUGUGUGAACUCUACAACAUUGAUGUAAUGCGCUGCACAAACGAAGGCGCCGGUUGGGGCGACGAGGAUGUUCAAUGGAGCUGCACUGCGUCCCUCCCCGAAGAGCUCAAGCUCACCAGCACAGAUGUCAUUUGCGAAGGCUACAACUCUCCUGACGACCCCUACGUCCUCAAGGGCAGCUGUGGUGUUGAGUACCGAGUCGCUUUGACGAGGAAGGGUGAACGCCGUUAUCCCAACAUUGCCAAUGGAGGCUGGUUCAGUGAUGGCCGCGGCGGUACAGAUUGGGGAGCUUUGCUCUUUACUAUUAUCUUUGUUGGUGUGCUUGGCUGGAUCAUCUACUCAGCAUGCUACCGGGCGCAAGAGGCUGGUAGCAACCCUAAUCGAACUCGCGCUCGCCGCGAUGGCUGGUCUUCUGGUGGAUGGGGUCCUGGUUGGGGCCCCGACGGCGACGACCCUCCCCCUCCAUACCCCGGAACCAAGCCCUCUCAUCAGACUAACAAUACUUGGAGGCCUGGUUUCUGGAGCGGUGCGGCAGGAGGAGCUGCGGCAGGAUACAUGGCUGGUAGCCGCAACCAAAAUCGGUACAACAAUCACAACGACGGGUACGGUAGCUUCGGACGAGGAGGAUCAGGAUGGGGUGGCCGAUCAGGAUCCUCUUCGAGGUCCAACGACUCUAACCGUCACGAGAGCACUGGUUUUGGUUCAACCAGCCGCAGGUAA